Molecule: messenger RNA, 2623 nt
Organism: Ostrea edulis (European flat oyster)
Lineage: Eukaryota; Metazoa; Mollusca; Bivalvia; Ostreida; Ostreidae
Product: long-chain fatty acid transport protein 2-like
Exons: 11
Coding region: 421-2304 (627 amino acids)
Molecular function (GO): long-chain fatty acid transmembrane transporter activity; long-chain fatty acid-CoA ligase activity
Source: RefSeq, a predicted model, not a curated record
GUCAACAUUUUUUAGUUUCUUUUCGAAAAAAAAUGUACCAAUCAAUCCUUCAAUAUUUAAACUUGAAACAAUUGGUAGCGUACGAGGUCGUAUUGACCCAGUGAAUGGAUGUGAUGAACACCGAGGGACAAGAUAAACUCAAAAUAGAACUGACGAAUGAUCCGUCGUAAUGGCCGACAGAAACAGUUCAGUACAGGUGUGAUUGAUAAUAUCAUUUUGGACAAAAGGCAAAGAUAAAUAAAUAAAUUAAUAAAAAAAAAAUUAAAAACACCACCAGAGUACAUAUGCCAUCAUCCCGUCUUCGUGACGUGACAUAAUUCUGGCCAUUAGCAAACAAACUUCAGUGGCUUAGAUAAAACUGUGCCAAAAUAUAGGAGCUGUUCCCCCUGGAGUUGUACACAGAGGAAAAUUAGUAUACAAAUGGUGGAUCAAAAGAGCGUUCUAGCCACCAUGGCGGGAGGUGUGGGUGGUGGUAUUCUGGCUUGGAGAGCGUUUUAUCCCAGCCUUUACGACGACUUCAAAACAAUUUACACAACCAGGAAAUCAGAUGACGUCAUUGCUCGUGACAUGCAAUCAAGGCGGCUCCUGAUAGACAUGUUCGAAGAGACUUCUCGUCUUCAUCCCGAGAGAAUUUUCAUUGUGUUUGAAGACAAGGAGUAUUCCUACGGAAUGAUCGAUGCCAUGGCGAACAGAGUCGCAAAUGUGGUGUCUCGCUGGAAUCUGAAAGUGGGCGAUGCUGUUGCCAUUAUGGUUUAUAAUUCCCCAGAAUUUGUCUGGACUUUUCUUGGUCUUUUGAAGCUGGGUUUAGCUGGUACGUUUAUCAACUAUCACCUACAAGAGGAGCCAUUAAUACACUCACUCACUGCUAGUCAGUCCAAACAUCUGAUAGUGGGCAAAGGUCAUGACCUUCUAGAAACAAUCAAGAAUGUGUGGGACAAACUUCCAGAGGACUUUACGAUCUUUGUGUCCGGGACAACGACUGAAUCGCUGCCAGAAAGAGUUAUUUCUUUUGACACCCUAUUGGUGCAAUCACUCCCAGUUCCGGUCUGCAAAUCAGCGCGUGAAAAAGUUACUUUGCAAAGCCCAGUAUGCUACAUAUACACUUCCGGGACGACGGGUUUACCAAAACCAGCGAUAAUCCACCAAGCUAAGGCGAUCACACAAUCGCAUGGUUACCGCGCUAUUGACUUCACAUGGCAGGAUGUGACGUAUGUGGUGACACCAUUGUAUCACAGCGCCGCUACCUGUGUAGGAGUAUUUAACACGAUCGCAGAAGGUGCAACUGUAGUGCUGCGCCGGAAGUUUUCCGCCCGCCAUUACUGGGAAGAUGUCAGAAAAUAUAAGGUCACAGUUAUUCAGUACAUCGGGGAGCUGUGUCGCUAUCUACUGCGCGUCCCAAAGCAUCCACUAGAUGGCGCUCAUUGUGUGAGGACAGCGUUUGGAAACGGACUUCGCAGCGACAUCUGGAAGGAAUUCCAGACACGUUUUAAAAUUCCACAAAUCUUCGAGUUCUUUGCUGCCACAGAGGGAACAGCUUUAUUACUGAACUGCUGUAACAAAGUCGGCGCUUUAGGGCGAUGGUCGCCCCUGAUAAGGUUUAUGAAUGGUAAGGCUAAAGGCUUCUACAUCGUUAAAUUUGACGAGAAAACUGAGCAACCAAUCCGGGACAAAGAGGGAAAGUGUAUUCCAAUAAAGCCAGGUGAAACUGGCUUGCUUCUUUCAGUGAUGCCACCAACCACGAAAAUUUUUUAUCUAGGAUCAAAAGAAAUGGACGAGAAAAAAAUUGUGCGGAAUGUUAUCCAGAAAGGGGAUUCCUUUUUUAAUUUCGGGGACUCGGUGUAUUUAGAUGGUGAUUACUAUGUGUAUUUCCGAGACAGAAUUGGUGAUACUUUCAGAUGGAAAGGUGAGAAUGUGUCAACCACAGAGGUCGCCAAUGUGAUGACGCAACUAACUUUCAUACAUGACGUUAAUGUGUAUGGUGUACCUAUUUCCGGAAGUGAUGGCAAAGCUGGAAUGGCGGCCAUUCAGCUGGAAGAUGGCUACAGUAUGUCGGAGGAAAUCCUUAAACAACUCUAUGAACAUGUGUUCAGACACCUGCCACAUUACGCUUGUCCCAUUUUCAUCAGGGUUGUUCAAGAGUUCUUCACCACACAGACCAUGAAACAUCGGAAGUUGGAGCUGGUUAAGGAGGGAUUUGAUCCGGAUGUUAUCAAGGACCCACUAUUUGUUUUAAAUCACGGGUCAAGAACGUAUGAACCUCUCAAUAGUUCAAACAUCAGUGCCCUACUUACAUCAAAGUUGUAAACCAGGACAUUUAAACAAGAACUGCUACUCUAGAUAAAAAUUCAGAUGUAUUGAUCAUUAGUCAAGUUGAUUUUAACAAUAUUAAUCAGUUCAAUAUUCGUCUGGAUGGAAAGCUUAUGCAAUGGAAGUAGGAUUAGGUACUGUACAUGUUGAAUUAAACCCGUGUCAUGUUCUCAGUUUUAAAUAGUUUUGGUGGAAGUGAACAUAAAAACAAAGUAUUACAACAAAUUGUUAUGACUUGACCUAUAUUAUACCUUUGAUAUUUUCUCCCAUUAUUAUUCUCUUAUUAAAAAUUGGAACAUGUAAUCCACUUUGAACA